UUAAGAGUGAGUUCAAUAACAAAAGAUUUUUUUUACACAUAUUAUUUCCUAUUUGAAAUUCUCUCUAGAAACAUUAUCAGUAAGAAAAGAUAAAAAGUUGAAAAAAAUUAAUUUUAAGUAAUUUUAAAAUGAACUGGAUAGCUGCAAUAAGAAUUUUAGUGUUCCUUUUUGUACUUAGCAUUCAUGAAACGUUCUCAGUUGUAAUAGAAAUAGACAAACCGAAAGAUUUAAAGAAAACAAUAGCCACAAAAACAAAUCUUUUGGUGCUGUAUACAAAUGCAAAAAAUCCGGAAGUUACGAAUGCUAGGAAUGUUUUAAAAUCUGUUGAUGGAGUUGUGGCUUUUGUAGACUGUACAAGUAAUGAGUUGAAAAAGGGUCCAUGCAAGAAAGCUUUACCAGAAGGCGAGAAAUUUGUAUUAAAGCACUACAAAGAUGGACAAUUCAAUAAAGACUACGACCGGCAAAUGACGAAAAAUUCAAUUCAAAACUUUCUUCGAGAUCCAACGGGUGAAAUUCCAUUCGAAGAGGAUUCAACGGGGAAAGAUGUGGUGCACCUGUUAAACAUGUCGCAUCUCGACAAACUCAUGCGCAAAUCAUCAAAAUUUCUCUUGCUCUUCUACACAAACUGGUGUGGAUUUUGUAAAAAGAUUAAACCGUUCUACUCAGAAAUUGCAUCGGAGAUGAAAGGAAAGCAUGUUCUGGCAGCAAUGGAUAUGGAAAAGCCUGAAAAUAAUCAAGCACGUAGACGUUUCAAUAUCACCGGCUUUCCAACACUCCUCUAUUUUGAGAACAACGUGCCCAAAUACACAUUCGACGGUGAUAAUACAAAAGACGGAAUUCUUACAUUCCUUAAUAAUCCCUCAUCUCCUCCCAUUAAGCAAAAGGAAGAGGAAUGGGCAUCAGAUCCAAAUUCUGAAAUAGUUCAUUUAACAUCCAAAAAUUUUGAAAUAAUAUUAAAAGAGGAAAAGUCUGCUAUUGUUAUGUUUCAUGCAAAUUGGUGUGGACAUUGUAAGACACUCAAACCAAAAUUUGAAGCGGCUGCUGUUAAAAUGAAGGAUAAAAGUGUCUCAGGAAUGCUUGCGGCAAUCGAUGCUUCACGAGAGAAUGACGUGGCAAGUAAGUACGGCGUUAAGGGAUAUCCAACAUUAAAAUAUUUUGAAUUCGGAGAAUUUAAAUAUGAUGUGAGCUUACGAGACGCCGAUACAAUUGUAAAAUUCAUGGAGAAUCCAGAUGAACCACCAAUUGUUGAAGUUGAGAAGGAAGUCGCAUGGGAAGAUGAAGAAACCGACGUUGUAUUCCUUACCGAUGAGACAUUUAAGCCAUUUAUGAAAAAGAAGAAGCAUGUGCUGCUAUUCUUUUUUGCUCCCUGGUGUUAUCAUUGUAAAAAAACAAAACCAGAAUUCACGAAGGCAGCAGAGGAAUUUAAGGAAGAUCAAAAGAUUGAAUUUGCAGCUGUAGACUGUACAAAAUAUUCAGGAAUAUGUUCGGUAUAUGAUGUUAAAGGAUAUCCAACGUUAAAAUACUUUAGUUAUCUGAAAACACAUAAAGACUAUGUAGGCGGGAGAACAGCAGACGAUUUUAUUAAAUUUAUGCACGACCCGGAGAAAGAAGUUAACGAAAAGCCUAAAGUCGAAAUUGUUCCAUUUACAAGCGAUAAUGUCAUUAUUUUGACUGAUAAGACAUUCGAGAGCACACUUAAGAAGCAAAAUUCAGUUAUGGUUUUCUUCUUUACUGAAUGGUGUGGAUAUUGUAAACAACUUAAACCUAUUUAUAGUAAGGCUGCAGACAUGCUCGUCGAAAACAACAAGUCAUUAUCAAUUCUAGCCGCAAUCGACUGCAGUUCAGCACAAAAUAUUUGUAAAAAGUUUAAAAUUGAAGGAUAUCCGACCGUGAAAUACUUUAAAAAUGGCCAAUUCUUCAGGGAUUACAAUAAGGAACGAACGAGUGAAGCAAUUAUAGAAUUUUUAGAUACCAAUACUAGCAAAGAUGAACUUUAAAUGAAAUUAAUUUUUAUUUUUAUUUCAUUAAGUUUUCGUUACAAUCCGACAUUAAUUCAGUGACAAAAGCGCAUUUUUACUCGUAGCUUUUUACAGUGAUCAAUAACUUUUGAGGGGUCUUUAAAAUGGCAGAAUUUUGGAAAAUGAUUCCAAAGGAAAUUCAUAAUGAACUAAAUUGAAGAUUUCCAAUUGAUAUUUCAUAAAAGCUAGCUCAAAUCUUUCGAAAAAAAAUCUCAAAUCUAAAAAAAUGCGUACAAAUUUAACUUUCUGAGAGAUUAUCUUAGUGGCUUUAUACUUAUUUCAAUUUUUUUCUGUUCAGUAUAAAAUAGCUAUCAAUUUAUAACUAAAUAUUUACAUAAUACCUCUGUUAUACAUAUGAAUUUUUACACAUUUUUCUUCAAUUAAUUAUAAACUUCAAUUUAAAAUGAUAAAAAACUUUUAAUUAUAAUGUAGGUAAAAAAAAUUAACCUAAUUGCCAACGAAAUUAAAUGAAGAAAAAGAAAAAAUCGAGAAAAAAAACUUGUGAUUAAUCAAUUAAAGGAAUUUUUUUAAUAAAAACUAAUCAACGCAAGUGUUUAAUUUAAGAGGAAUUGAUGAAAACAGCAUAAAUCUAAAAACAUUGGGUAAGCAAAAAAGAAAAUAAAUUUCAAGCUAUAAAAUUAAAAGAAUGGAAUAAAUUUCGAUUCAAGUAUACACAAUUAUAUUUUCAAAAAAUAAGCCGUGCUUUUUAUUGAAUCUAUCUUUGUUUGCAAAUGUUAAUUUAUUAAGGGACAAUUCACUUAUUACGUUUCGUAAGAAAAUGUUUUUCAACACCCCUUCUUUUAUUAAAUGUUUUUCAUGAAAAUAAAUCCCUCUCCCUCUUCCCCUUUCAAAGUAAUCUAACGAACGAACCAUAAUUUAAAUUUAAAACUAUCAAACAAAGAUUCAUGCUGUAUUCAUUAAAAGUUCUUCGUUUCAACGUCGUAAAAUGUAACAAAUUUUUUUAUUUUUUAUUGUUUAAAUUUUUAUCUAAAAUAAUUAAUAAAAAAAAUUGGUUUUU
Molecule: messenger RNA, 3036 nt
Organism: Chironomus riparius
Lineage: Eukaryota; Metazoa; Arthropoda; Insecta; Diptera; Chironomidae
Source: the annotation of a GenBank genome assembly